AUGUCAGAGACAACGAUAGCCCUCUCUUCAGCCGCCCCGGAUGCAGCCUCACUGAAACCAAAGAUCAAUGGGGACUAUGUGAAAACCAAUGGCGUGAAUGGAUACUACCAUGCAGAAUCACAUACUGAAUCUAUCGACGUCCCACUGCGACAGGCAAACGCGUGGACACCACGGAAGAAACUCCGAAUCAUUACAGUCGGAGCGGGGUUUUCAGGAUUACUCUUCGCUCAUAAGCUGCAACAUCAGUAUCCGGAGAUGCAAGAUCUGAUAUCGCACACCAUAUACGAGGCCAGAGACAAGAUCGGCGGGACGUGGCUCGUCAACACGUAUCCUGGCGUCCAGUGUGAUGUCCCUUCUCAUAUCUAUGCGUUCCCAUUCGACCCCAACCCGAACUGGAGUCAUUUCUACUCAAGUGGUAAGGAGAUUUACGAAUAUAUUUGUAGUACGACAAAGAAGUGGAAUCUGGACCGGGAUGUCAAGCUCAACCAUAGACUCCUUGAGGCCAUAUGGCAGGAGGAAACCGGUCAGUGGAAAUGCACCAUCCAGAAUGGUGAACGCCAGUGGGUCGAAUACACCGAUAUCCUAAUCUCAGGACAAGGUAUCUUGAAUAAGUGGCGAUGGCCCGACAUCGAAGGCCUGCACACUUUCAAAGGCCACAAAUGCCACUCGGCCAAUUGGGCCAACGACUACGACUACUCCAACAAAACAAUCGGUGUCAUCGGUAAUGGCAGUUCAGGAAUUCAAAUCGUCCCGUCUCUUGCAAAGCUGCCAGGCACGACUGUGAUCAGUUUUCAGCGGAGCCCGACCUACAUCUACUACCGCAUGGCACCCGCCAAACUGCUCGCUCGAGACGACAUCAGCGGUAAUCCGGAAUACACAGAGGAAGACAAGCGACGAUUCCGAGAAGAUCCUGCACACCUUCGACAGUAUCGGAAAAUGCUGGUACAUAAAAUCAACAAUGCUUUCAAAAUGUUCUUAAAAGACACCCCUGCCAACGACGAAGUCUCUGACGCCGCGCGCAAACAAAUGGCCGAGAAACUGAAUCACGACCCGGAUUUAUGCGCGAAACUGAUCCCAACCUGGGAACUCGGCUGCCGUCGCAUCACCCCCGGCGAAGGCUAUCUCGAAUCGUUCCUGAAGCCGAACGUACACCUCGUCCAGAAAGGUGUCACGCGGGUCACCGAAGACAGCAUCAUCACGACCGACGGCUCGAGUCACAAAGUCGACGUCAUCGCCUGCGCGACCGGCUUCGACGUCUCAUUCACCCCUCAAUGGCGCAUGAUCGGGCGCAACGGCGUCGACCUAGCGAAAGAAUGGUCCGUCGACCCGGAGUCGUACCUGUCCAUCGGCGCCCGGGACAUGCCGAACUAUUUCAUGUUCAUGGGCCCGAACUCGGUCAUCGCCCACGGCUCGUUGAUGGAAAGCCUAAACUGGACCGGCGACUACCUUGUCAAAUGGUUGAAGAAAAUGUGUACCGAGGACAUCAAGUCCAUCGUGCCCAAGACGAAAGUCGUAGACGAGUUGAUCUGCUACGGCGACAAGAUCCACAAGACACUCGUCUGGUCCGGUGGGUGUAAAAGUUGGUACAAGCGCAACACGGUGGACGGGCGGGUCACCGCGGCGUUUGCAGGCAGUGCGCUUCUGUACAAGAACUUGAUCAGUGAGCUGAGGCCAGAGGAUUUCGAGGUCGAGUAUCGUAGCCCGAACAGAUGGUCCUUCUUGGGCAAUGGAUUCACCGAAUACGAAAUGGAUCCGGAGAGUGAUUUGUCGUGGUAUAUCGAGCGAUGAUUAGGGCGGGAACAAGCGAGCUCCGUCACCAACGAAAGACUCCCAGGAGGCAAGCAAGUGAAGGCGAGUUCAAGCGUCAACAAUAUCCAUCUACAAAGAAGAAGAAGAAAGAAUAGAGAUCAACGAG
Messenger RNA from Exophiala xenobiotica, 1915 nucleotides. RefSeq lists its product as uncharacterized. Bases 1 to 1788 code for a protein of 595 amino acids. Lineage: Eukaryota; Fungi; Ascomycota; Eurotiomycetes; Chaetothyriales; Herpotrichiellaceae. The transcript has 5 exons. The record is from RefSeq and is a predicted model, not a curated record.